AUGGCGCAUCCAGCGGACGGGACGGAGCUAGAGUUCGUCUGCCUGGAAGACGGUGCAAUGCCGUCAGAAAAUGGUAUAAACAUUUUCACGGAUGGGAGUAAGCUGGAGGGUAAGGUUGGAGCCGCACUGUCCGUAUGGCACGGCGAUGCGGAAACCAAAACCCGAAAGCUGAAACUGGAAAACUAUUGCACCGUCUUUCAGGCGGAACUACUGGCGCUUAACGAAGCGGUUAAAUGCGCGCGAAGUUCCUCAGAAUGUUGCCACAACAUCCUGUCAGACUCCCGAUCGGCCUUACAGAUGGUCAUAAAUCCAAAUGCGAAUCACCCACUGGCAAUACAAGUAAGGAAUAAUAUAAAAGAGAUUAGGGAACAAAGUAAAAGAAUAAAUUUAUACUGGAUUAGAGCGCAUAUCGGAACGGUCGGAAAUGAAAGGGCUGAUGAGUUGGCAAAAGAGGCUGCGUUAAAAACUAAAAGGAAGGCCGAUUACGACAAAUGUCCGGUUUCAUUCGUCAAGCGACAAAUCCGAAAGGACUCGCUUGACGAAUGGAACCGGAGAUAUAUGGAAGGGACGACAGCUUCUACGACAAAAAUCUUCUUCCCAAACGCGAUAGAGGCAUAUAAAAUAGUUAGAAAAAUCGAGAUGGAGGCAACAAUGGUGCAGGUGUUUACGGGGCACGGCGGGUUCUCCAAAUACUUGCAUCGUUUUAAGUGCAAGGAGGACCCGUCGUGCUCAUGUGAAUCGGGAACUGAGCAAGACGUUUUACAUCUGAUAGUAGAUUGUCCGAUAUACAAUAGACAGAGACACGAC
Messenger RNA from Papilio xuthus (Asian swallowtail), 807 nucleotides. RefSeq lists its product as uncharacterized. Gene Ontology annotation, molecular function: nucleic acid binding; RNA-DNA hybrid ribonuclease activity. The annotation marks the transcript as partial. The transcript has a single exon. The record is from RefSeq and is a predicted model, not a curated record. NCBI's taxonomy places the organism in Eukaryota, Metazoa, Arthropoda, Insecta, Lepidoptera, Papilionidae.